Molecule: messenger RNA, 400 nt
Organism: Moneuplotes crassus
Lineage: Eukaryota; Ciliophora; Spirotrichea; Euplotida; Euplotidae
Source: the annotation of a GenBank genome assembly
AUGCCAAGAAAAAGCAGAACUCCUAAACAGAAGAAGACCAAAGAAGAACAAGAAGAAUUAGAUGAUAUUAGGACAAUUGAGCGUGGCGAGAGCAGCCAGAAUUCAGAACAACUCCUUAGAAUGAACUAUCUCUACCAACUGAGUAUCAAAAUGAUGAACUUAGGAGGGAAAGAUACUAAUUUUACCGGUGUUGUUAAUACUAAAAAGCAUCCUACAGUGAAAUGUCCUGGCCUCGCAAGAUUUUAUCUCCAUGAACUCCGGAAAAUAGGCAAGAAGAAUGUCAUCAGAAUUCACAGUGAUGUAAAGAAACUUGAGUCAAUGCUAGUCAAUGAUGAGGUGAAGAAGCACCCUCAAUGAAAACACAAGUAAUUAGUGGAUGUUCAAUCUUAGGCAUCUAAAU